AUAUAUAGCUGGACGAACAAGUCGUGAUUUCCAGUCCAUUAAGUUCCAAAGUAAACAAGUUCCAUUAAGUUCCACGUAGUACAUAGCAAACUCAGCUCUUGGGGAAGACUUUUGACCACUCCACGGUCUCCGCCUCUCCGAAGGGUUAAUGACGGCAAACCCUCUCCAGCCGCCCCAUCCCGGCCGUAAAUAACCAGAAACAACCCUCGCUCUCUCCUUCUUCUUGUCUUCCCCAUCACUUCUCCUCCCCCCCUUCGAGACAUAUGAACUUAGGGGGUGUUUGGAUCUGAUUCUCAAAACUGAUUCUGCUCCUUCAGGGAGCAGAAGCAGAAGCUAGAGUGUUUGGGUGAAAUUCCAGAAGCACUUCUGGAGCUCUAAUUUACUCUCAGAAUCAGUUUUUUUAGAAGAUGGGGGGUACCAGCUUCUGAAAACUGAUUCUGAUUCUGCUUGUGCUUUUAAAAAAGAAGCAGAAGCAGAAUCAGUUCCAAACACCCCCUUAAAAGAAACUGAUCUUUCGGCAAACCCUCUCCAGCCUCCAGGACACUGACCCCCUUCGUCUCCCUCAGUCAGACGCAGUCUCCUGCACACCGUUCGUGUAGUUUUAUGAGUACUUAAGAGACCGAGCUUGGAGGACAUUGUUAUGAGCCUAUGAGGUCAGGCAGGAAGCACUCACCUUAUUGCCAACAUUUGGAAAUUCUAGAUAAGAUUUCGGACUAAGAUCACUAAGCUUACCUGGCAAUGAUAUUCCAGAGAGAAAGAUGGACAGAACAGCGGCUGCUUUGGCUAUGCAGUGGAGUGUAGAUCUUGAGAAGGGCCUCCGUUCUAAACGAUCGGGUGAAGCCAUUCUUCAGAUUGGACAGAGACUUCAACGGUGGAAUAGUGAAUCUAUUCUUACAGUAUCUGAAUACAAACUAUUUGGAUUGAUACCUGGAGAAGAUAAACUAUUUGCUGAUGCAGUCCUUCUAAGGCUUGCGGAAGCAUUCAAGUCUGGGGACAAACACACAAGGGUGUGCAUUGUAAAGAUUUUCAUGUCGAAUAGGAGGGGAUGGGGUUGCCAUGGCAUCAUAUCCAAGGGCAAGUUGGGCAGCCAUGUAGAGCUUCUAACAAGAUUGAAGUCUGUAUUUGACACUGGUGAUUCAGAGGAUAGAGCUAUGACUUUGGUUCUAUUUGGUUGCUUGGCAGGUAUUGCAAAAGAUAAUGCGGAUUUAAGAUGCAUCGUCCUUUCAAGCUUGGUUUCAAAAAAUAUUCAGGAGGUAAAGGCAUCUUUAUUUGCUGCGGGAUGCUUUUGUGAAUUAGCUAAUCAUGAUUUCGCUGCUGUACAUUUGGAGAUGCUUGUAAAUUUGAUGUCGCAUGAAACGCCAACGGCUAUAAGGUUAGCUGCAGGCCGAGCUUUUGCACAAUUAUGGUUCUCAAUAUUGCUUGCAGAUAGAGCUUACAAGAGAGGUGUGAAGCUGAUGUUAGACUACCUCCCAGAAGAAGAGUUUUCCAAACUUAUGCUGAUUUCGCUUUCAAAAAUUGCUUCCAAAUGGACCUCACUGAUUCCUGUACAGGUAGAAUUGCUUAUCUCAUUAAUUUCACAGGAGAUGAGAGCUUCAUGCCUGCAAGCUACUGCAAUAAAAUGCCUUGACUUUAUUUUAUGCCAUGUAGUUAUCUUCCCUGAGAGUACUACACACUCAGUCCUAAAGUUUUUUGGAGUUCUGAAUGAAUCCAAAUUAUCUCCAGAUUUGCAGUGUGUAGCAUUAAAUAUCUUUUACAAGGUUUUCUUGUAUAAUUUACACAGAAUUCCUCAUGUGGAGGCCAUGACCAUUUUCUCCAGAUUCCUAGUAUGUGUACAACUGAUUUUAGAAUCUUCAGUUAUUAUGAUCUCAGAGAGGUUAUUAGCCAUUCAUAUCUUAGGAGAUGUUUCUGUCAAACUUCUUGAAAGAAUGGAAGGGGAGGCAUCAUCAGAUCAGAUAAGCUCCACUGUGGCAUCUAAAAUCAUCUCAUUUUCCAUGGAUCGCCUCUCUCUCAUGGUUAAGACGAAUGAAUAUAUUCUUCUUCAACCUAACGAUGUGGUGGAUCAGGAGAUCAAAUGCUUAUUCAGUCUCUUACUUGAUUUGUUUGAAAAGAAGCAAGAACUUGGUGUCCUUUUACUGGACAAAAUGUGCUUAUUUAUUAGUGGCUUGGUGAAUGCGUGGAAUGAAGUUACAAAAAAGCUAAAUAUUGAUGAUAAUUCCAUAGAUCCUCCUCGUCCAGAAGAGAACAGUAACUCGGCUGCACUUGAAAGAAUUAUGAUAUGCGCAUCAAAGGUUAUUCGUAACUGCUUCUUCCAGAAUCAAGAAAAUUGGAGUUCUACUUCCGAGGUUAUUGGCACUAUCAAGAUCCUUGUUAAACAUGUAUGUGGUUGCAGAUCACUGCAUAUUCAUAUACAUGUAAUCUAUGAUCUCCUACUGCACUCAUGCUUGAAAUACAGUUUAUUGUGCAGAAUUAUGAAUUCUACUGAAAACAUCUGUCCCUCUCCUCAUGAGUAUGAACAUUCUACUCCUGAAUAUGUGAGGGUUAUUUUGGGAAGAAGAAAAGAACAUUGGCUGUGUUACAAACUUGGAAAGUAUGCAGUAUGUCAGGGAGCAUGGAUUACGGCAACUCUUAUUUUUGAACAACUUAGUACCACUGUCCAAUCUAAAGCCUGUCAUUCUUGGUUGGAAUCCCUGACUUGCCUCUCACGUACGGAAAGGGAAUUUCAAUCGUUGGUUAACUUUGAUCUCACUCAGAUCACGACUUGUGGAAAAAGCUCUUACAUUGAAGCUAUUCUUGGUGCUUGCAAUGACCUUCGUUCUUCCGUGUGUAGACUUGGUGGUGGUGACAGCUCUACUUCAGGCCCCGCUUUCUGUUUUCAGAGAUGGUUUCUCACUUUGAGAGUAAAGGUUGUUGAAGCGGUGUUAGAUUCUAUUAAACUCUUGAUAUCAACAUAUUCUUCUUCUGGUACAUCAUAUUCACUACAGAACCCUUUUGUCCAAGUGUCUGUGAGGAUGAAGAGCUUAUCACAAGAAUUUGACCUUUUUGCAACAUCUUUCAUUGGCAUAGACAGAGAAAGUAGGACUGUUGUCUCAUCACUUUCUCAAAGUUGCUCACUUUUGGCCUUCACAACUGCCUUCUUAAAUUGUCUCAUGGCAAAUUUUUCUGAAGGUAUCAUCAGUGAUCAAGUGGUGGAUGAGCAAAUUUUUGCUAUGCUAUCACAUGAUUUGUUUGGUAGAUUAUUAUUGCACAUGGACAACGAAACCAGGAAAAUAUUGCUUUCGAAGCUCACUCCAAAUACUGUUUUCCUGCCACAGUUGAGAAAUCCAAGUUCCAACUACUCUGGAGGUUGCGAAGUUGCAAAACUUUGUCGAUAUGCUGUAAGAGUUAUUCUUGAACUGCAAAAUGAGCUGCUUACUGAUGGUAAAUCACCUGAUGGUGAUGAUCUUAAGGAGAUCAACAAAUCCAGGUUUCUCAGUGAGGCCUCUAAGCGGCUGUUCAACGUUCUAUCACUUUGGAUCCGGAUUACUUGCUGGACCCCAAAGCACUUCUUUCAACUAAGGCCAUGUGUCGGUUCCGAGUUAUUCUUGAUAGGAGAGGAUGGAGAAAAAUCAGACGGUUUAUCUGUGUCAUCAGGCAUCGUUCUCCAUCUAAAUUUGUGCCUUCAGCUAAGCAACUGGCCCUGCAAGAUGUCCAACUUGUACUGCGUUCUUCAUUGUGGACCAGCAUCCUUCCAAAAAUCUUCCCAUGGUCGCAACAAUAAGGAGCAUAAAAAAUAUCUAGGCUCCCAAAAUGAAAUUGAUAACAUGGUAUAUCUGAAUAGAAAGUUAAUGAGGUACACCCGAGGCAGCAUUGAUGAUGAUGAUACCAGAGGAGGAAGUUUCAGUUUUGUGUGUUUUGAGGUUAACAAGAAGAAAUGGCAAGGAUUCUCUACCUGCUUGCUGGAUACUUCUGCUUUUCCUGUCGGUUCUUAUGAAAUCAGAUGGCAUAGCUGUUGUAUUGACAAAGAAGGUUCAUAUUGGAGCUUCAUCCCUGUCCAUGGUACUAGCUUCGCAUUGACGAUAAAGUAGUACCCACUAAUAUUUACCCCAAAAAUUGGCCGUUUUAUAUAUUUAUUUGGUUUCAUAUAUACUUCGUUCAUCUUGAAAUUAUUAACUCGUGUGACUUUGACACUGUCCUCACAUCUUGUCAAACAGACCCACGAAUGUGUUUGGUAGGACGUAGUGACCGAUGAGAAAUGAAAUGUAGGUCCCUGUGAAAUUGUGAUGUAUUUUGUAAGAAAAUAUGUGUGUAAUUGAUAACUAAAUUUAGUUGACAACUAAUGCAAGUACAAAACGUUAAAAAUAGGUUCUAUAAACCCAACACAAUGUUUUUGCACCAGCAAAUGCAAGUGAAUGACCAUAUGUAUAGGAUGACCACAUAUUUACCCCUCUGUUCCAUUAUAAGGUUUCCACUUUCCUUUUUUGGACGUUCUAUACAAAGGUCCUCAUUUCUAUUUUAGGAACCAAUUAACAAUCUUAAAUGACAAAUUAAUCAUUAAGUAUUAAAAAUAAUACAUUUAUAACAUCACAGUUAUCAAUACUAACUACAUAAUAAUAUAUACCUAUUAAAAUUAUUUCUCAAUAUAUACUCGAAGUACUUUAUUUAAUUAUUGUCUAAAUAACUGUGUCGUUUUGCUAUGAGAACCUUCCAACGGGACGGAGGUAGUAUGUUAUUUGGUGUAUAGACAUUACCUCUGAUCCACUCGCAAAGAAUCUGAAAGAAGUAUUGCUUUUAUAACUGUGAUGUUAUAAAUGUAUUAUUUUUAAUAUUUAAUGAUUAAUUUGUCAUUUAAUAUUGUUAAUUGUUUCUUAUAAUGGUAAUGAGAACCUUUAUAUAGGACGUCCAAAAAAGGAAAGUGGAAACCUUCUAAUGGGACGAGGGAGUAAAUAUGUGUUCAUCCUAUACAUAUGGUCAUUCACUUGCAUUUGCUGGUGCAAAAACAUUGUGUUGGGUUUAUAUAACCUAUUUUUAACGUUUUGUACUUGCAUUAGUUAUAAAACUAAAUAUUGUUUUAACAUUUUUAUAUGUUAAUACAUCACAAUAUACCUUUUAUCAAUACUGUGUUUUUCUUCACAUUGUAAAGUCGAUGAAUUGAAAAGUUUCCCGGUUUUGGUGCUCAAAAUAGGAAAUGAAAAUAUUAAGAAUGUCAUAUAUGGAGAUGUCUUCAUUGAUAUACACCAUAGUAUAUUUAUUAUCACUUCAAAUGUCCCUAUUACAUCAAUUGUUGCUAGGACGUUCCAUCAUUUCUGGAGAACAUGAUUGAUCUAUCGUAUUUUCAGCAAAUGUUUAUUUUGACACGAAUAAAUGAUUUCAUUGAUGUAUGGAGAAAUGAACUAUUUGAGUAAUGAUAGUACAUGUCAGAUGUCAUGUCAAGGGUUACCUUAAAGAGCCAGUUAUAUGUUGUCAUGUCAAUGGUCACCUCAAAGAGUGAGUUGGAAAUUCUAUAUGUAAUUAAAAGAGUCGUGCUA
Messenger RNA from Cuscuta epithymum, 5504 nucleotides. NCBI's taxonomy places the organism in Eukaryota, Viridiplantae, Streptophyta, Magnoliopsida, Solanales, Convolvulaceae. The record is from the annotation of a GenBank genome assembly.